This is a messenger RNA of Microplitis demolitor, 704 nucleotides long. RefSeq lists its product as uncharacterized. The coding region runs from base 33 to 677 and encodes 214 amino acids. The transcript has 2 exons. Lineage: Eukaryota; Metazoa; Arthropoda; Insecta; Hymenoptera; Braconidae. The record is from RefSeq and is a predicted model, not a curated record.
UGGCCAUUACUGCAUUGUGAUUAUCAUCAAUAAUGGAUUUAAAUUCACAGUACCGAGAUAUGAAAGUUGAUAAUGAUAAGAUGGAUUGUUUAUUAAAUGAAUUUGCUGAAAAAAAUGUUAAGUUGGAAUUAAUGAAAGAAUUAGCCAGUAAAAGUGAAAUUAAUCUUAGGAGAAGAGAAGAAGAUUUUAAAAAUAUGGAGAAAAAAUUGGACAGUCUUCACAACAGUAUUUUUAAAAUGGAAAAUGAUUUAUGUGAAUCAAUAUGGAAAUUUGCGGCUGAGCAUGAUUUUGCGUCACUAAUUAAUAAGUUUCUAGAUGAGCCCAUGAUAAAUUAUGAAGAAAACAAUACAAUGCGUUUGAAAAAAAUUUCAAAAAUAAAAAGUGACGUACAGACAAUUAUUUCAGAGAUCAAUGACAUAAUGAUAGACAUCGACAAAUCAUUGAUAGGAAUCCAUGAAAAAUUAACCCGGAAUAUUAAUAUAGACCCAAAAAAAUUUAAUGAUUCAAAAGAUUUUGUUAGAGAAAUAAAAAUUGAAGGCAAAAAAGAUUUUAUAAAAAUUGAAAAAGAAGAUUCAAAAAUUCAAAUGAAAUUUGAAACCCCUCAGAAUAUUAAAUCCUCAAAAUUUUCAGUGAAGAAAAAGACUCCCAUCUGUAAAAAAUUUGAAAUGUCUUCUUAGUGAAUUUAUUAAAUAAUAGUAUUAGAG